AGAGCCUUAGCAGGUACUUAAUUACAUGUCAGCAAAUACAAUAGUACCAGUGGUAGUGUUGUACAUAGUAAGCAUCUCCCAUGACUUACUGUGGACAAGUCUGAUUAACAGGACGAUAUACACUGAUUGAAAAAUGUAUUACUUUGUUACAGCUAUUUUAGGUGCGUGUGGCAUGAUGGUGGCGGCCUCCGCCGUGGCGGGUACUGGGUGUAGCGACCACCGUGUCGACGGGGACCCGCCGCUGCCACCUGUACACUUCCUCACACACGCCGCCUUCCACCCCUUUCAAGAAUUCAAGGAUAUGACUUGUUUAGAAUGCAAAUCAGCUGCUGCAGCUUUGGACACUUUGAUGGCUGAAGGAGGAACUGUAGAAGAGCUCGAAAAUCUGGCCAUUACUGAAUGCAUUAACUUCAACAUGUUUCCAAGUGAUGUUUGCUCUAGCAUGGUCAAGUUGUGUGGGGCAGAAGUGCUCUACGUGCUCAACAAUACUGAGUACAACUACGACACCGUAUGUGGCUGGCUGCUUGGUGGCCACUGCAAGAACACAGAGCUUGAGCCCUGGACUAUAGAGAUACCUGGAGGGAAGCCUGAGCCAUAUCACCCAGAACCUGAGCAGCCCACUCCUAAUGUACUGAGGAUCCUGCAUCUGACUGACACCCACGUCGACCUCCUGUAUGAUGAAGGCAGCGCUGCAUACUGUGACCAUCCACUGUGUUGUCGGCACGCGUUUGGCGACCCUGGUCCAGGCGAGGCUGCGGCCGGACACUGGGGCACACUGGCCAACUGUGAUAUUCCGCUACGCACGCUGGAAGACAUGAUUGCUCAAGCUGCUCUCACCAACCCAGAUCUUGUAUAUGUAACUGGCGACCUCCCAGCCCAUGAUGUGUGGGCCCAGGACCAUGCCAGUAACUUGGCUGCCAUAAAUACCACCAACAACAUUCUCAAGCAAUAUUUUCCCGACACACCUGUCAUCAGUGCUCUUGGCAACCAUGCGUCAGCACCUGUUAACAGCUUCGUAAUACCAGCAGCGUACAGUGAUGGUUGGAGCAUGAGUUGGUUGUACGACGGUGUGGCCGACAUGUGGGCACACUGGCUGCCAGAGGAGGUCUUGGCUGACGUACGACGAGGAGGAUUCUUCUCCUACUCCCCGCUGCCUGGUCUUCGUGUUGUAUCCAUCAAUAUGAACUUCUGCAAUACAUUAAAUUGGUGGCUGCUGCUGGACAACGAAGACCCGGUGCAGGAGCUCCAGUGGCUCCUGGAGACCCUGGCUGCAGCAGAAGCGUCUGGGGAGGUGGUUCAUCUCCUUGGUCACAUCCCACCUGGGAAUAGUGACUGCGAUCAUACAUGGAGUCACGUCUUCAAUCAAAUUAUUGUCAGGUACGAGUCAACAAUUCGAGCAAUGUUCCUUGGACACACGCACAACGAUAUGUUGCAGGUAUAUUAUGACCCAGAUGACGACACCCGCCCGGCAAUUGCAGCAUUCGUCACUCCCGCAGGAGCCACGGGCGGUAGUAGUAACCCGUCGUACAAGGUCUUCAUGGUGGACGCCGGUCACAACGACGCCACUUGGAGCGUUGUGGACGUGGAGACGUACAGCAUGAACAUGACGGAGGCUAAUGAGGAGGGCGGUGCUCCAGAUUUCCAACUGAGAUACUCAGCUCAAGACUCCUAUGGUGUUACUUCCCUGACUCCAGCGAGCCUUGACCAGCUUGUGCUAGACUUAGCUACUGAUGAAACACUUUUCCAAAAAUAUGAAUGGAAUACACACAAUACUUGGGCAGAGAUACCAGAUGACUGGAGCUGUGACAAGGACUGCCUCAAGGCAACUGUGUGCAGGCUGGUCACCGGCGACUCUUCCAACCAUGAUCCGUGCCUCCGCAUUGAAGCCAUUAUUGAUGCAGCUCACACUUCAUCAUAACCAAGUCCAGAUUGUCUUCCCAUCAAGAUUUCUCAGACUAAAUUUUUAUAAAGGCUAUUUUCUCGUAUGGUAUUUUUAUGGUUAUGUUAAAACCUUAAAAGAAGUGUGAUUCUUGGUGUACUAAUUAUUGAGCAGUUACGAGUCUGAAUUUAUAAUCUGGUUAUGUUUCAAGAAGCUUUUAUUAGCAUAAUUAGCUACAAUAAAGUUCCUGUUCCGUG
Molecule: messenger RNA, 2136 nt
Organism: Procambarus clarkii (red swamp crayfish)
Lineage: Eukaryota; Metazoa; Arthropoda; Malacostraca; Decapoda; Cambaridae
Product: sphingomyelin phosphodiesterase
Biological process (GO): ceramide biosynthetic process; sphingomyelin catabolic process
Cellular component (GO): lysosome
Molecular function (GO): acid sphingomyelin phosphodiesterase activity
Source: RefSeq, a predicted model, not a curated record